Drosophila busckii is the source of this 1743-nucleotide messenger RNA. It is a transcript of the gene ND-51L1, whose product is annotated as NADH dehydrogenase [ubiquinone] flavoprotein 1, mitochondrial. NCBI's taxonomy places the organism in Eukaryota, Metazoa, Arthropoda, Insecta, Diptera, Drosophilidae. Bases 1 to 1698 code for a protein of 565 amino acids. The record is from RefSeq and is a predicted model, not a curated record. Gene Ontology annotation, molecular function: NADH dehydrogenase (ubiquinone) activity; FMN binding; NAD binding. Gene Ontology annotation, biological process: mitochondrial electron transport, NADH to ubiquinone. The transcript has 2 exons.
AUGCCCACAUAUAAUUCGUAUUCCAAUGAACAAUAUAUGCGCGAUAAGAAGGCGCGUAUAAAGGCAAAGAUUGAUAAGAAAAUGGAAACGCAGCUAAUCGAAAAGGAAAUUCCAAAGUAUGAGAAAAAGCUUAAACUAAAGGAAUUAACUAAAUUUCCGCACAUACAAACUAAAGCGGUAACCAACAAAUUUCCGCUUAAUGAGCGUUUGGCUGAAACGGCAGACAGCGAAUUGGCUGCUGCACUUAAGCAGGCCAAGAUCGAUGCCAAUAUGGAUAAGAAAGCCAAGAAUGCGUUUAUGCGACGUGGACACGUAUUUGAGCGCAAGUGUGGCAGCGAUGAGCCCUUGGAUGAUAGGAAGAAAUUCUCUACAAGCAGCGCAACUCCGUCAGAUCGCUGGCUACAAGAUAACUUUUUAACGAAUCUGUAUGGUCGCCACGACUGGCACUUGAAGGAGGCCAUGAAGCGUGGCGAUUGGUACAAGACCAAGGAAAUACUAGGCAAGGGUCCGGAGUGGAUUGUAAAUGAAAUUAAAACCUCUGGACUGCGUGGACGCGGUGGCGCUGGUUUUCCCUCCGGACUCAAAUGGUCGUUUAUGCACAAGCCGCCAGACGGACGUCCCAAGUUUCUGGUAGUGAAUGCAGAUGAGGGCGAGCCAGGCACUUGCAAGGAUCGCGAAAUAAUGCGGCAUGAUCCGCACAAGCUGGUGGAGGGCUGCCUCAUUGCCGGCUGCUGCAUGGGCGCCAACACUGGAUUCAUUUACAUACGCGGCGAAUUCUACAAUGAGGCAUGCAAUCUGCAGUAUGCAGUGCUGGAGGCAUACAAGGCGGGACUGCUGGGCAAGAAUGCGUGCGGCUCGGGCUUUGAGUUUGAUUUGUAUGUGCAACGUGGCGCGGGCGCUUAUGUGUGCGGUGAGGAAACUUCGCUCAUAGAAUCGCUGGAGGGCAAAGCGGGCAAGCCGCGCUGCAAGCCGCCGUUUCCAGCGGAUAUUGGCGCAUUUGGUUGUCCCUCCACAGUGACCAAUGUGGAAACAGUUGCUGUGGCGCCCGCCAUUUGCCGACGUGGCGGCAAGUGGUUCGCCAGCUUUGGACGCACACGCAAUUCGGGCACCAAGCUGUUUAACAUAAUGGGCCAUGUGGAGCGUCCCUGCACUGUCGAAGAGGAAAUGUCCAUGCCCACGCGUGAGCUUAUCGAACGACAUGCGGGCGGCGUCACAGGCGGUUGGGAUAAUCUGCUGGCUAUUAUACCCGGCGGCUCCAGCACUCCCUGCAUACCCAAGGAGUCCGCGGACAAGUCUAUACACGACUACGAUGGACUCAUGGCUGUGCAGUCCUCCUUGGGCACAGGCGCCAUUAUAGUCAUGAACAAGUCCACCGAUAUUAUCUACGCCAUAGCGCGUCUCUGCGCCUUCUAUAAGCACGAGAGCUGUGGCCAGUGCACUCCAUGCCGCGAGGGCUUGCAUUGGGUGAAUCUCAUUAUGCAGCGCUUUGUCGCUGGACGCGCACAGCCCAGCGAGAUUGACAUGCUCUGGGAGCUAACCAAACAGAUUGAGGGUCAUACUAUAUGCGCUUUGGGCGAUGGCGCCGCUUGGCCGCCGCAGGGACUUAUCCGACACUUUCGUCCGCUCAUGGAGCAGCGCAUGGCAGAGCGCGCCGCAUGCGAUGCCGCCGAAGCUAAAGCUGCCAGUAAAGCCAAAUAAGUGUUAAUGCUUUGUCUCUCUCUCUUUUGGUUGCAAUAAAGAACG